Molecule: messenger RNA, 2396 nt
Organism: Eutrema salsugineum
Lineage: Eukaryota; Viridiplantae; Streptophyta; Magnoliopsida; Brassicales; Brassicaceae
Product: WD repeat-containing protein 20
Exons: 11
Coding region: 236-1912 (558 amino acids)
Molecular function (GO): protein binding
Source: RefSeq, a predicted model, not a curated record
AUUAUCCAUUGGAGGAGACCUCAGAAGAGAAGUUUGAUUCUUUUUAUCUCGACGUAACUUUAGUGAUUGACAUCGAAGACGAGAGCAAGAGAAUUGGGGGAGAAUUUCUGGGUUUCGAUUUGGGUGAGAGACGAAGAAAAAGAAACAAAACAACAACAAAAAAAGCCCUAGGGUCGUGGAAUCGUUGAUCAGAUGCUAUUGGGUCGACGAUUAGAGAAGAAGAACAGCAAGCAACAUGAUGAACACUUCUAAUGGAAUGAUAUCGGCGCCAUCUUCAUCGUCUUCACCGGCGGCGAAUCCUCAGUCGCCGGGGAUUAAGACUUAUUUCAAGACGCCGGAAGGGAAGUACAAGCUCCACUACGAGAAGACGCAUUCCUCUGGCCUCCUUCACUACGCACAUGGCAAAACCGUUACUCAGGUAACUCUAGCUCAGCUAAAGGAAAGAGCUGCUCCUACGACCCCAACUGGUACUUCGUCUGGUUAUAGUGCUAGUAGCGGAUUCCGUUCAGCAACAGCAAGAUUGUUAGGCACUGGAAAUGGAAAUCGCUCUCUUAGUUUUGUUGGAGGUAAUGGAGGGGGCAAAAGUGCAAGCACAAGUUCAAGAAUUAGUGGCUCUUUCGUUGCUUCUAAUUCUAGCACGUCGAUGACAAAUACAAAUUUCGAUGGGAAAGGAACUUACUUGGUCUUCAAUGUGGGUGAUGCUAUUUUUAUCUGUGACUUGAACUCACAAGAUAAGGAUCCAGUAAAGUCUAUCCAUUUCAGUAAUUCAAACCCUAUGUGCCAUGCUUUUGAUCCGGAGGCUAAGGAUGGACAUGAUUUACUUAUUGGGCUGAAUUCUGGGGAUGUGUACACUGUAUCACUGAGACAGCAGUUACAGGAUGUCUCUAAGAAGCUAGUUGGAGCACUGCAUUAUAAUAAGGACGGCUCUGUGAACAACAGUCGUUGUACUAGUAUUGCUUGGGUGCCUGGAGGUGAUGGAGCAUUUGUCGUUGCUCAUGCCGAUGGGAAUUUGUAUGUGUAUGAGAAGAACAAAGAUGGUGCCACUGACUCAACAUUUCCUGCAAUAAGAGAUCCUACACAAUUUUCAGUUGAUAAAGCAAAAUAUAGCAAGAGUAAUCCUGUUGCGAGAUGGCAUAUCUGUCAAGGUUCAAUUAACAGCAUUGCAUUCUCAAAUGAUGGAGCACACUUGGCAACUGUUGGAAGAGAUGGUUAUCUUCGCAUUUUUGACUUCUUAACCCAGAAGCUAGUAUGUGGUGGGAAAAGUUAUUAUGGUGCUCUGCUGUGCUGUUCUUGGAGUAUGGAUGGAAAGUACAUUUUGACGGGAGGUGAAGAUGACUUGGUUCAAGUGUGGAGUAUGGAGGAUCGGAAGGUCGUGGCAUGGGGUGAAGGGCAUAAUUCGUGGGUAAGCGGAGUAGCGUUUGAUUCCCAUUGGUCGUCACCAAAUUCUGACGGGUCAGGAGAGCAUGUCAUGUACCGUUUUGGAUCAGUUGGUCAGGACACACAGUUACUUUUGUGGGACCUUGAAUUGGACGAGAUUGUGGUUCCACUUAGGCGACCUCCAGGAGGAUCUCCCACGUACAGCACGGGAAGCCAAUCAGCUCACUGGGACAAUGUCAUACCAAUGGGAACUCUUCAACCUGCUCCUUGCAAACGUGAUGUUCCAAAGCUCUCGCCAGUCAUAGCUCACCGCGUUCACACCGAGCCCCUCUCCGGCUUGAUGUUCACACAAGAAUCAGUCGUAACGGCUUGCCGAGAAGGCCAUAUAAAGAUCUGGACACGGCCCAGUGUCUCAGAAACCCAAUCCAACAACUCAGAAGCAAAUCCUACUAGUGCGCUCUUGAGCACAAGCUUCCCCAAAGACAACAAAGCCUCACUGAGCAGCAAGAUCGUUGGUUCUAGUUUCAAGCAAUGACAGAGCUUGCUGUCUGAAAAAUCAGGUGCUAUUAUUUAGUCAUGUUCAUCCUUUCAAGGUGAAAAGGAAACUUUAAAGAAAAGCCCUGUGAAUAAAAUAUCUACUGGGUUUUGUUUUGUUUUUUUUUAAUUUUAAAAGAAAGAUGAAAAUCUGAAAUCUGACUGUAUAUUGGAGGCUGACAAGAUUGUGGGCAUAGAGAGAAGAAGAAGAAGAAGAGAUGGGUGAGACGAAAGAGAAUGUUCUGAUGUAAAUUAUAAGAAGAAGAAGAAGAAAAAAGGUUGUUUAGGUUUUUUUAGGGUUCAUGUCCAGAAGAUUCUCAUCAGCCAAUAAUGGAACUUUGGUGCUUCAGAAGAUGACACUCUUUAUUUUCAUGCAGUUUGCAGACACUGAACGAUGCCUUAUCUAUAUAUUAUUUAUUCUGGUUUCUCGGAAAUAAUGUUCCUGCAUUUUUGUUUUAUGAGUGAAAGAAAAUCCCAAAAGUCGC